Messenger RNA from Penaeus vannamei (Pacific white shrimp), 1055 nucleotides. The record is from RefSeq and is a predicted model, not a curated record. NCBI's taxonomy places the organism in Eukaryota, Metazoa, Arthropoda, Malacostraca, Decapoda, Penaeidae.
GAGCUCGAUUGAUAUUCAUCUUCAUUAGUGAAUCAUGCAGUCAAGAAAAAUAGAAUAUACAUUCUACCAUUGGUGAAAGUAUUAAAUAUUUGUAGGUAUUUGAUAAUAACAAUUCGCGGUUAUCGUUCAUUCGGCACCUCGUACUGAAUGCAAAUUACACCUUAUUAUGCGGGAUCUGAUAAUGUCACUCCAUAAUUAGGAAAAAAAUGUGAAAUAUGUCUUGACUUAAAGCACGAAUAUAUUUUUGACUUUUUGAAUAGUAGUGAAUCAUAAUAAUGCAAACUGAAGUAGAUGUGUUUACAUGCUUCCCUGUACAUGAAAUGUAUCAUUUGAGAAAUUAAGAGAGAAAAGUAGAAUAUACAAUGUUUGUAUUCCAAAAGAAAAUUCAUGUAUUUUAAGAAUCAUUUUAGGCUACAUUAACUCAUUCACACAGAUAUAAUACAAGAUUAAAAUCAAGUUAAUUUAGCAAAUGCUACGUAAACAAAACGCGAACGUCUUUCACAAAUCGUAUUUACUCUUACAAUUCUUCAUUCACAAUGUCUCAUCCCAUAAUUGACUUUGAGAGCUCCAGGCAAAAGGAAAAGAAAAGACAACUGGAAAGAGAAGCUAGAAAUUAUAUUCUUGAGAAGGCCAAGAAUGAGUAUGAGGUCAGGAAAGUGAGGGAAGAGGUAGCCCGCCAGAGAGGGGAACACACAUGGAUGCUCUCAUCUGUGGAGGCGAACCUUGAUAGUUCCAAGAAGAAAAAGAAGAAAAAGGAAAAAAAGAAGAAGAAAAAGAAACAGAAGAAAUCGAAGAAGAGCAAGAAACAUGACACGUCAUCCUCAAGCAGUAGCAGUGAAGAUGAAGGGGCAUGGGUUGAAAAAUCUACUCCCACAGCUUCUCUCACCUCGUCGGUUAAGCAAGCCACAGAACAGGAAUUGUCAGCGGCUCAGGGAAAGAGGGAUGGCUGGAUGGAGGUACAGUUUACUCAUGGAAUUUACUCACCAGUUGUUUUAUUGAAGGAGGAUCAAACAUAGAGGCAUUUUUUUGUCCACCGAUUUCAUAGUUUUCAUAGG